Hippopotamus amphibius kiboko is the source of this 2255-nucleotide messenger RNA. RefSeq names its product F-box only protein 34-like. The record is from RefSeq and is a predicted model, not a curated record. NCBI's taxonomy places the organism in Eukaryota, Metazoa, Chordata, Mammalia, Artiodactyla, Hippopotamidae. Gene Ontology annotation, molecular function: protein binding.
CGCUGGGCGCUCGGUCCGCCUCAGCAGUGGGGAGCAAGCCAGGCCUCCCACCACCAGCGCUGUGUUGGUGUGUGCAGCCCCGGGCCAGGCCCUGGCCAGGGCAGGAGCCCAGAGCCUCUGUUAUGCACCUAAAGCCAUACUGGAAACUCCAGAAGAAAGUGCGACCUCUGGAAAUCAGCAAGGAAACUCUGAGAACUCCUGUGAGCCACCAACAGGCUGUAAAUGAUGAAAAAUGCAAAGCUAGCUGUAUGAAACCAAGUGUCUCUCCUUCAGCCUCUCUUGGUAAAGCAUCAUCUCGAAAGCCUCUUGGAAUCCUUUCUCCAAAUGUUCUGUGCAGCAUGAGUGGGAAGAGUCCUGAAGAAAGCACCUUGAAUGUUAAAACCAAGAAGAAUGCACCGUCUGCAACAGUCCACCAGGGUGAAGAAGGGGAAGGGCCGCUCGAUAUCUGGGCUGUUGUGAAACCAGGAAGCACCAAGGAAAAGAUUGCAUUCUUUGCAGCCCACCAGUGUAGUAAUAGAAUAAGAUCUUUGAAAAUAAAAAGCUCCUGGGAUAUUGAUGGGAGAGCUACUAAAAGAAGGAAGAAAUCAGGGGAUCUUAAAAAAGCCAAGAUACGGUUAGAAAGGAUGAAGGAAGUCAACAGUAGAUGCUACCAGCCUGAGCCUUUUGCGUGUGGCAUUGAGCACUGGCAUUACGUGAGUGACAGUGGGGAUGGUGUCUAUGCUGGGAGGCCUCUGUCGGUCAUACAGAUGGUUGCCUUCCUCGAGCAAAGAGCCAGUGCUCUGCUAGCCAGUUGUGCAAAAAACUGCACUAACUCACCUGCCAUGGUGCGGUUUUCUGGGCAACCCACAGGUGUGCCCCCAGCCUCUGAGCCCUUGUCUGCCCCAGGAGCAUGUGAAGAACCCAUGGAAAGGAGAAAUCCUGAGGUCGGUGAACCACAGAGUGAGCCAGUCUGUGUCCUUGACAUGGUAGCCAGGCUGGAGUCUGAGUGCUUGAAACGGCAGAGCCAGUGUGAGCCUGGGAGCCUCUCGAGGAAUAACAGCUUCCAUCACAAUGCGGGCCGUGUAUUGCUUGUGAAUGGCACUCAGGCUGAGGAAAGCAAAACAAACAAAGGUGCCUUGGAGGUACCUGAUACUCAGGUGAAAACUGUGGGGUCUGUAUCUGUGGACUGUGGCCCCUUAAGAGCUGACCGUUGUUCUUCUAAGGGGGACCAGGCCUGGGAUGGCGCUUCUCAGGGCUGUCCCUCACUGUCGGCAGGCGCAAGUUUGCACACGGACUGUGCACAACUAGAGCCAGGUCAGCAGACUGCCAGGAAAAACAGCAAUAGACAUGAUGUGGAAAUGACAGAGGAACUUGUUGGGUCACCUUUCCCUCCUCGCACCUGUCCCCAGGCCAUGAAAUUGCCCACAGAUGCUGUUGAUGGCAUGAGUGAAGCGCUUGUGCCGCUUGCCAGCCAAUGUCCUGGUCAGAGAAGAAAGUCUUUGCGCAUUAGUAUCACUGUGCCCAAGGUAGAGAAAGACCAGCCUUCCAGUUCAGAGUCCUGCGAAGACCCACUUCCUGGGAUGUUGUUUUUUUUGCCGUCUGGUCAGCACCAGUUGGGCUGUUCCUAAGUGAAUGAAAGCACAACAGAAGACUCUACCGAGGCCAGUCAGCUUGAAGAUGCCACUGAGGGUGACAGUGCAUCUGAGGAAAGAAGUGUCUCGGCCGAUUCAUUUGUCACGCUGGCCUCGCCUGUGGAAAGUACAUUACCAGCGCUUGAGGCAUCCAUUUGGAAGAAGCGGGUGUCACAUGACUUUCUGGAGACCAGGUUUAAAAUCCAGCAGCUUCUGGAACCUCAGCAGUACAUGGCUUUCCUUCCCCACCACAUUAUGGUGAAAAUCUUCAGGUUACUUCCCACUAAGAGUUUAGUGGCUCUUAAAUGUACCUGCUGCUAUUUCAAGUUUAUCAUUGAAUAUUACAAUAUCCGGCCAGCAGAUUCUCGCUGGGUUUGGGAUCCACGCUAUAGAGAGGAUCCGUGCAAGCAGUGCAAGAAAAAAUAUGUGAAAGGGGACAUAUCCCUGUGCCGGUGGCACCCCAAGCCCUAUUGCCAGGCAUUGCCCUAUGGGCCAGGAUACUGGAUGUGCUGCCACAGGUCUCAGAAGGGCUUCCCUGGCUGUAAGCUGGGGCUUCAUGACGAUCACUGGGUCCCUGCUUGCCAUAGCUUUAAUCGGGCGAUCCAUAAGAAAGCAAAAGGGACUGAAAUGGAAGAGGAAUACUAA